Molecule: messenger RNA, 807 nt
Organism: Sinocyclocheilus rhinocerous
Lineage: Eukaryota; Metazoa; Chordata; Actinopteri; Cypriniformes; Cyprinidae
Product: sodium- and chloride-dependent betaine transporter-like
Exons: 2
Coding region: 92-364 (90 amino acids)
Biological process (GO): nitrogen compound transport; sodium ion transmembrane transport; amino acid transport
Cellular component (GO): plasma membrane; cell projection
Molecular function (GO): gamma-aminobutyric acid:sodium:chloride symporter activity
Source: RefSeq, a predicted model, not a curated record
UCUGUUCCUCACACAGAGAGAGUCUUUUCAGCAGUGCCGUAUCCCACAAUGCUCGUGUGAUCUGCUAGUAUCAUGGCACACAGCAGACGUGAUGCAGUCACCAGUAAUGCACCAGAACAGGGACAGUUCACCCAAAAGAGAGAAAGAGAUCACGACUAAGAUGGACCCGUCUAACGGGCUGAACCGGCCGCUGGACAUCGUCCCGCACACGGAGGUGAAGAUGAAGGACAGGGGACAGUGGAGCAACAAGCUGGAGUUUGUCCUGUCGGUGGCUGGAGAGAUCAUCGGACUGGGAAACGUGUGGCGCUUCCCGUAUCUCUGCUACAAGAACGGUGGCGGUGAGGAGACGGAGCGGUUACUGUGACAGUACCACGAUAAUGAUUAUCAUAUUCUUUGUACAUUAAAAAAUUGCCAAAACAUGCUAUUACUCUGAUACCAUGUGCAAAAAGCCAUGUUAUACCAUGGUACAUCUUCAAAAACAUGGUAUUACCCUGGUAAGUCUCAGUUUAACACAAUAUUACCGUGGCGAACAUGUCCAAAAACAUGAAAUUUUUUACCAUGGUACUUGUCCAUAAAAAACCUGAUACAUGUCUAAAAAGCACAUAUCCCCCAGAAAAACAUGGCGUUAAAAUAGUACAUGUUCUAAAAAUCAUGGUACAUGUCCAGAAACAUAGUAUUUACAUAGCACACGAUUAUAAAAAAAAACAUGUUUUAUCAGGGUACAUGUACAGAAAUCUAAGUAUCAUCAUGGUACAUGUCCAAAAACAUGUUAUUUGCAUAGUACAUGUUUUUUUUAAACAUGUUUUA